AUGGCAUAUAUAUUGCGAUUCAUUCAUAAUCUACAAGCCAAUGAUUCCCGCAUCGGACGACUUACUUGCCAAGAAACUUCGUCUGCGAAAUUAAGAAUUUUCAAACUCAUACAAAAUACAUCAUUUAAGGAUGACAUCUCUGCUCUCAAAAAGGGAUCUCAAUGCAGCUUAAAACUUGCUCGUUUAUCCCCAUAUAUUGAUGACAGUGGAAUAGUGCGAGUAGGCGGCAGGUUGAAACAUUCCAACCUUACACAAGAUGCGAAACAUCCAGUUUUGUUACCUAAAUCUCACUGUGCUGUCAAACUGUUGAUUAUGCAUUAUCACCUAAAGCAUCUACACGCAGGCCCUCAAUUGCUGCAGUCUAUUCUGUCUCAAGAGGUUUGGAUAUUAUCAGCCCGCAGCGUGAUAAGAUCUGUGAUUUUCAAGUGUCAAAGAUGUUUCAGACUUAAGCCUGUAAACAAACCUCCACUGAUGGGAGAUCUUCCUGAAACUCUAUUAAAACCUGUAAGGCCAUUCUAUCACACUGGCAUGGACUAUAGUGGACAUUUUGACAUUAAAGUUCAUUCAACUAGGAACGCUCAACGGUUAAAAUCAUACCUCUGCCUCUUUGUAUGUUUUGCUACGAAAGCUGUGCACCUAGAAAUUGUAACAGACCUAUCUGUAGACUCCUUCAUAGCUGCACUAAAACGUUUUGUUUCUCGUCGUGGAUUGUGUGCCCACUUAUACUCAGAUUGCGGAACUAACUAUGUUGGAGCCUCAAAGCAACUCAUGAAAACUUUUCAGAAUUUCAUCAAGGAAUCAAACACUAAAGAUGCUCUUAACAACUUUGCGUUAGAUCACUCAAUAAAUUUUCACUUUCAACCACCAUCCGCUCCCCACCAAGGAGGCCUAUGGGAGAGUGCUAUGAAAAGUUCUAAAUAUCAUCUGAAAAGAGUCAUAGGCGAUAGAGUUCUAACACUAAUGGAAAUAAUAACACUCGCCACACAGGUGGAGGCUGUACUCAACUCGAGACCUUUGACAGCAUUAUCCGCAGAUCCAUCCGACAUCUCAGCCCUUACUCCGGGUCAUUUUCUUAUCGGCACUUCGCUUGUGGCAGUACCGGAACCAAAUCUUGAAGAGGUUCCCGAAAAUCGUCUCAACCAUUGGCAAACUGUACAAGCCCUACAUCAACGCUUCUGGCGACGUUGGCAUCAAGAAUAUUUACAUCAGCUACAACAAAGAAAGAAAUGGGAAAAGCCCAACAAGAAUCUAGAAGUGGGUGAUCUCGUUAUAAUUCAAGACCCUAGAACACCACCACUACUUUGGCCUCUUGGACGCAUAGUGAAGACUUCGCCUGGAUCGGACGGCAUCGUCCGAGUUGUCACCAUCAAGACUCAGCGGGGAACCUUCUGUCGUCCUGCUACCAAGGUGUACCCGCUCCCCUGA
Molecule: messenger RNA, 1425 nt
Organism: Macrosteles quadrilineatus (aster leafhopper)
Lineage: Eukaryota; Metazoa; Arthropoda; Insecta; Hemiptera; Cicadellidae
Exons: 1
Coding region: 1-1425 (474 amino acids)
Biological process (GO): DNA integration
Molecular function (GO): nucleic acid binding
Source: RefSeq, a predicted model, not a curated record